AAACGGCUGCUUGCAGAUGUCCAGUCGAGUCACGUCUGUAAUUGUCGAUGCUCAGCUUGAAGGCUCGUCGACAUCGCCGUUGAGCCAUCCAAACUUCCUAGCCUGAGUUACACUCGACGAAUCCCUCUAGUUCGGUGCAUUCGGAGACGCGUCGUCUGCAUUCUGGAAGGGGCUUCUACUCGCUCGCCAUCGCAAGCAUUAAUCAUGGCGCCCUCGGAUCCUGCCAGGAAAACGGAUACGUGGUCGGCGUCCACGUACAACGAUACCGCAUCCUUUGUCUACUCGCAAGAGUACACGUUUCCUGUGCUACAGCUGCUCGACGCGAAGCCCGGAGAGAAGAUUAUCGACUUUGGGUGCGGGAGCGGAGAGCUGACGCUGAAGAUCCAAGAGCAUGUCGGCGAUGCAGGAUUGGCAGUUGGGUUUGACAAUAGCCAGAGCAUGAUCGACAAAUGCAAAGCCAACGGCCUGCAGAAUGCAUUCGUCGGCGACGCACAGGAUCUCCACGUCCCAGAAGAGUUGGAAGCAUACGCUCAAGGCGGGUUCGAUGCUGUGUUCUCGAAUGCCGCGCUGCACUGGUGCAAACGCGACCCGAGGGGUGUCCUGGACAGCGCCAGGCGGCUGCUCAGGCCUGGCGGACGAUUUAUUGCCGAGAUGGGUGGUUUUCUGAACUGCAUCGGCGUUCGGACGGCGCUUCACCAGGUGCUCCGUACUCGAGGAUACAACCCAGUCGAGCUGGAUCCGUGGUAUUUCCCUUCUACUGAAGGUUACCAGUCUUUGUUGGAAUCCUGUGGAUUCGAAGUCAAGACCAUAUCCCUCCUUCCACGCGUGACGCGUCUGCCUGGCCCAUUGAUGGACUGGCUGCGUCUGUUUGCCCGCCCAUACUUCAUGGCAGGUAUGAGCGAUCAGGAGGCGGAGGAGAUCAUGUUGGCUACGCAGGAUGUGUGUAGUGUUGACUGCAGAGAUUCUCAGGGAAGGUGGACGAUGAUGUACAUGAGACUGAGAGUUGCUGCUACUAUACAAGCCUGAAUAUAGUGACCCACGCGGAUAGCUCCCUUACGCAUGACGGCAGAAACUAUCGCGGACGGCUGUAACAGUAAUACUACGCUUAUCUUAUCAGAUAGAACCAGC
Messenger RNA from Laetiporus sulphureus 93-53, 1128 nucleotides. RefSeq names its product S-adenosyl-L-methionine-dependent methyltransferase. Lineage: Eukaryota; Fungi; Basidiomycota; Agaricomycetes; Polyporales; Laetiporaceae. The transcript is spliced from 4 exons. The record is from RefSeq and is a predicted model, not a curated record. The coding region runs from base 205 to 1026 and encodes 273 amino acids.